CCACCUCAGGUCCCACAGGAACCCCCCAGAGAUACCGACCCAGGAUCCACCACCCACCUCAGGUGCCCCAGGAACCCCCCUGAGACCCCAACCCAAGGCCCCACCACCCACCCCAUUGAACCCCGGUAGAUCCCAACCUCCCUUGACCCACAGCUCCACCCUAGAAGAUCUCGACCACCACAGGCCACCCCUGGUCGCCAUGUCAGCCCCGCCCUUCGCCAUCAACCACCGCCUCUGCUUGACCGUCUACGCCGUGGUCUUCACCUUGGGCUUGCCCCUCAACGUGGCCGCCUUGGUGGCCUUGGGGACGGUGGCCCGACGCCGGCGCCUCCUCCCCGCCGACAUCCUCCUCCUCAACCUGACGGUGGGCGACCUGGCCUUGGUGGCCUCCUUGCCCGUCCGCAUGGCCGAGGCGGUUUGGGAGGCCACCUGGAAGUUACCACCUUCCCUCUGCCCCCUCUUCGUCUUCCUCUUCUUCACCAGCGUCUACCUCACCGUCCUCUCCCUCACCGCCCUCAGCGUGGACCGCUACCUCCGCGUGGCCUUCCCCGUCCGUUACCGGCGGUGUCACCGGGCCACCCACGCCGCCGCGGUGGCCGCCGGUGGCUUCUGGGUGGCCGCUUUGGCCCACUGCAGCGUGGUCUACGUGGCCCAACCCGCUUGGGCGGUGGCCAACGGGACGGCGUGCUACACUCGUUUCGCCGGUCCUCAGCUGGCCACCCUCUUGGCUCUUCGCUUGGAGAUCUUCUUGGUCCUCUUCUGCUUGCCCUUGGCCAUCACGGCCUUCUGCUACGGCCGCCUGGUCUGCAUCGUGGUGGCCCUUCCAGCCGCGGCGCCGGGGAGGAGACGGCGAGCGGUGGCUUUGGCCUCGGCCACGGCGGUGGCUUUUGUCCUCUGCUUCGCCCCUUUCAACGUGUCCCACGUGGUGGGGUACCUCCGGCAGGAGAACCCCCCGUGGAGAGCCUACGCCGUGCUCCUCACCACCUUCAGCGCCUGCCUGGACCCUCUCAUCUUCUGCUUCUCCUCGGCCACCUGGAGACGGGGGCUCCAGGAGGUUUGGGACGUGGUGGGACUCGGCCGGUUCUGCCCCGGGUGUCAACGGGUGGUGGGACCAAGAGAAGGUCCGGCCGAGGUGACGGGACCUGGAGGAGGUGGAGCAUCGUCUCCAUGAAGAAGGGGGCGGAGCUGAGACGCUGACACGGUGGGGACUUCCCAACUGAGAACUGGGAGAA
Molecule: messenger RNA, 1232 nt
Organism: Calidris pugnax (ruff)
Lineage: Eukaryota; Metazoa; Chordata; Aves; Charadriiformes; Scolopacidae
Product: free fatty acid receptor 3-like
Exons: 1
Coding region: 200-1171 (323 amino acids)
Biological process (GO): G protein-coupled receptor signaling pathway; cellular response to fatty acid
Cellular component (GO): plasma membrane
Molecular function (GO): G protein-coupled receptor activity
Source: RefSeq, a predicted model, not a curated record